Messenger RNA from Lutzomyia longipalpis, 12220 nucleotides. It is a transcript of the gene tay, whose product is annotated as autism susceptibility gene 2 protein. The transcript is spliced from 11 exons. The record is from RefSeq and is a predicted model, not a curated record. Bases 4778 to 8353 code for a protein of 1191 amino acids. NCBI's taxonomy places the organism in Eukaryota, Metazoa, Arthropoda, Insecta, Diptera, Psychodidae.
GACAAGAUCCGCAAAGGGGCCAUUUGAAGAUGUUUUAUGCCCAUUUCCCUUCAAAUAGUCACAUCGUGGAUACAUUUGGGAUUUCCCCAUAGAUUGUUUAUCCCCUAUCCUCAUACAAUUCACACAAACAAUUAUCUAGGACUAAACUAAUCAGUGGUUUAUUCAUGAUACAGCAAGGCAUUAAAGCUUGCUUGGGGUUUGCAGGCGAAGGAAGUGCAUUCAGGAAAUUAAUUGGGACAUUUCCUUUAUGGCUAUACCCUCCAUUAUAAUCUUAUUGCUCAAUAACGACAGUGAAUGGCAUUAGAAUCCAUAAUUGGAUUUAUAUUGACAUGUUAAUUUUUGAGGAUGUCGCAUAAUGAUCCAAUAUAUAUAUCCCAACUGUUAAUGUCUAUAUGUAUGUUAGUGUGUAAAGAAGUAAGGAAUAGAUUAGCAACAUAACAAGAUUAUCUAAUGCAAUCUCAAGUUGAUUUCCAUGGGAUUUAAUUAUAGAUUUAAAAUCAAAGGAUUUCAGGGAUUCUGAAGAUCAUUAUGCAAAGAGUACCUAUACAAAAAUGAAUCUCAGAAAACAUCAAUCUGGCUAAUUAUCUAUUUCCAAAACACUUACUUAAUUGACAAAACUAUAAUUAUGCCUGUCAUAAAAUUAAAACACUUAAAAACUAAACUAAAAAGAUUUUUCUGAACUUUGCCUUAAUUUAAAAAUACUUUUCUUACCUGUUUAUUGUUACUUUUUUUUACCGAUUUUGUGUCUUUCUUACCUUUGGUGUGUACUUUGAAGCAAUUAAAGUGCAGUAUAAUCUUUUUCCUAGUGCAUAUCACAAAUAGAUCAUUCCUUUGUUCAUUAGAGAGACUCUUACCUUCAGUUUUAGGAAUGUUUUUUAAAAGUAUUUUGCAUUAUAAAAUACGGUUUAGGUAGUUCAGGCUCGAUUUAUUUAGUCGAACUAUUUAGUUGGAAAUUUCUUAAUCUUUUUCCAUUUGAAUGUUUAUUCCCUACUAAAAAAAAUUGUUUACUUACCUAACAUUAUAAUAAACUUUUAGUUGAAACUUAAGAUUGCAGUUCUAUUGUUCUUGGUUCUUGCUAUUAAGUCAGCAAUAUACCAACAAGUACCUGAAAAUCAGUUAUAUUUACCUGUAAAGGGCAGACCUUUGAUUAUUACUUCGGCAAUCUCUCCUAAGUUCUUCCAUAAAAUGUUAAAUAAUAAGAUUUAUACAAACCUUUUUAAAUAUUCUGUCACUUUGAAGAAAAAUCAAACCCAUUAAACAUUUGAAAAUAAAGAAAAUCCCGGCUGAUCAUGUCCCAAAUUUAUUCUCAUACACUUUCACUACGAAUACAUAAUAAAAGACAUAUUAGUACUCUGACUAAAAUUACAUUGUUGCAAUUGCAAAUCUUUAUGUAAAACACCUCAUGCUUGCAUAACAAGAAAAUCUGUGUUUGGAAUUGGCAAAAUUCAACUUCACAAUGAGAAUGUCGAUGACUAUCUAAGGGCACGCGGGGUCUCUAAUAUCUCGGGUGAUCAUUGAGAGUGUUUGGUAUUCACUUCUGCAGAAACUUUCAAUAACAUUGCAUUUUGUACAUAGUCAUAUAUUAUGCGUGUUUAUGUAAAUUUUCCCAAAUCUCCCCCGUGCCACACCGAAAUAACCAUAUUGCGGGAUUCUUGGCAUUUUCCACACUAAAAACAGAGUGCUAUUGUGACACGAAAAUAGUAUAAAAUCAUUUAAGUUGUUUGGGAGUUUUUUUUUUGUCUUCUCCUCUUCGUUCUGCAUAAUAACAUUCUUAUAUUCAUGAAUGAUAAUAAAAUUCAUAGCUUUUCCAAUUUAUAGCAGUUGAAAUGAUUGGAUGGGUUUUUGUGUGUUUUUUUUUGGUAUCGGUGGUUGGGUUUGGUUGCGUGUGGUUGAGCGCGGGUAAAGAGAUGGCUCUGAUACGGAAAAUUUGUCGGGAGAUGGUGUUUGAAGACAAGAAAUUCAAUCUGCUUCUGCGUGGAAAAUUUCUUUUCACACCGUUUGGAUUUUUCUUUGGUCACAACAUCGCCAUUUUCGCGGGGGUGCGUUCUAGGGAAGAUUCUUGCUUUUUUGGUACCAUUGCUGGAUAGGGGAAUGGACGGUGGUUUUGUGCGUGUGAUUAGUCCCAUGUCGAAUGUCAUCACCCUGGGGGUAAAUUUAUUCCGAUGGGGGGCGCUUUUCUCAAUUUUCCACCCCAUUUUCACCCCCUCAUGGUCCCCGGCGUUGUGUAUGGUGCAUAGGGUGGAAUUUUCUGUCUCAUUCAGGAUAGUUAUGUCCUAUCUUUGGUACGCCAUCUCUGUCGUCUGCAUUCACGACUUCUCACAUUGGCGGUAUUGGUCUCUGUUGCUCAUUCGAUGGCGCACAGACAUGUGAAUUGGCAUGGCGUGCAUUUUGUUUUGCUGCGCAUGGCAAUUCAAUGGCAUGUUAUAUGUGUGUAAUGCCACUUCGUGGCUUCUAUCGAUGUCGAUCGGAUGUCUCGGUCGACCGGGGUCUCUAUGGUGGAGUUCAUGCAACUCUCCGCGAAGUGCGGCUUUCGCUCCGCUCGGUAUGGUGGUCGGGUCGCGAGACGCCAGACCCGAAUGGAUGACGUUGCGUUGAAACCGGCUAGGCUACUUGAACACUGCACAUCUCACAACGAGUUGAGCUACCAAUGUGAACGGACGUAUACGUUGUGCUGGACUUUUUCGUGAUUUCUCCGAAUGAGAUAAUACUCAUUGGAUUAUAAACCCCUAAUUUGUGAACUAAAACCCUUAAUCCAGUGCAUUUUGACAGUGUACACGGACUAAAGGAUACUUAGGCAGUCUCCUUAAAUUCAGGAGUGUUGAGUGCAAUUUGAAGAAAAAAAAAAAAAAACUGAAACCUUUCUAUACGCCACACCUCAGUUGAAUGUGCCAACAUUGGUGGUUUGUGAAGGAGAAAAGUGUGCGGAAAAUGGAUGCAAAAACUCCUUUUUUGUGUGGAAAUCCCAUGAGAUGUGACAAAGAAAAUGAAUGGUGAAGAGUGAAUGGGACAAGCAGACGAUAUCCCGAAAAUCCGUGUCUAACUCAAUUGCUACAUAUAUGUGUUGUUGCGGUGUUCAAAUAAUUGGAUUAUUACUGUCUCUAAAGGAUUACUCCACACAUUUGGAUUAUACUACUCAAUGUUCUUCCAUUGUUAGAAUAAUAUCACCGUGGAUGUAAAUUAUUCUGGGAUUAAAUUUAAACAUUUAUGUGCUACACCAUCCACACUAUAUGUAAUAAUAUAUAAUAAAAAUAUAUAUAUUAAGAACUCCCUCCUAUGUACAUACAUAUGUAUGUAAAAGGAAAGAAAAAUAAUAAAAGAAACAUAAUAAAACAUACCCAUAACGUGUAAUUGUGAAUGUGCGAGGAUAUUUAAUUUAUGCCAACAAAGAAGUGGGUUCUUUUUAUCUCGUGAACAAGCAAAGAGAGUCUGCUUAAUAAAAUAUAAAGUGAAAAUUGUGGCAAUUACUCAAAGUAUUACUCACACACAGUGUUUACAAGGCAGGAAAAAAAAACGAAAAAGAAAAAAAAAGUUAAUACAGCUGCGUAGAAAUUUACUCUUAAAGUGAAGAAAAAAAAAGAAGUAACAAUUUGCAGUGGCAAAAAUAAUCACUGUGUGAAAAGUUGAAAGAAGUGAAAAUUUUUUACAUACAUCUAUCGAUAAAAAAAACCUCUAACACGGAGUUUUAGCACACACUGAAAAAAAUUGGAUUACGGCUUCUUUAACGACGUCGUUUUUAUUAUUAUUGCUGCGCGAGAAAGAAAUAUAGACGAGAGUUGAAAUAGUUAUAGCGUCUAUUGUGCAUUUUAUAGUUGAUAUUUUAUUGCUGAAUUUUCCCCAUUUAGGUUUCCCCAUAUUUAAUCUUUCAAGUAAUAAUAUUAUAUAUAAAACAACACACAUAGUAUAAGCUACAAAACUUAGCAAUAACAACUUUACUAUUGGUUAUAUUUUUUUUUGUAUUGGGGACGCAAAAAAUUGUGUAAAUGACGAAAUCAGUCUAUAAAAUUGUUUUAAUAGUGAUUUAAUGUUUGAUUGUUCUUUUUUUUUGGUAUUAUUUGAUGGUUUAUGUGCGCUUCUUUUUUUGUCCGGCGCAAAAGUGUUUGGCGUAUGUAUGUAGCCUCGGACUGUAAAAGGCAGAAAGAGAAAUAUAUAUACAAUUAGUGACCAAAAACAGCGAUUUUAUCGUUCAAAUUACAAUCAUCUUUUAUUAUCUUAAAUUGCAAUUAAGUGAGACUUAAAUGAGUGGAGAGACUUAAGUAAUUUGGCAAUUUAGGAACAUUUUUGUACGGAUGCGCCGUACGUCUGGGUGACCUCACGGUGCUUACGUUUUUUCUUGAGGAGCCAAAUUGACAAACCAGUAUAAACCACUCUACCACUAAAUAUAUAUAUAUAUAUAUAUAUAUAUAUAUGUUGCAUAUGUAGGUAGAUCCUUUGUGGAAGAAAACGAGGAUUGCAAAAGAGGAUUAGGGCAAUCACACAUUUGUGUGUCGAGCCGAAGUAAAUUGGAUUACACGUUACGAGUCCAAAUCAGUUACGGCGCGGUCCUACUAAAGUACCAUUGUGUGGUCCAAGUGUGAACCUCAAAAGGUGAUUAGGAGUGGUGUGUGCUGUGUUUUGACUUUGGGGGCAAUUUUGAGGUGGUGUCCAUUUAGCUGAAACCAUUGCGAUCAUAGUACGUGUGGAACCCUCCGGUUCCCCGCAGCAGGAGUCUGCGGGGCCGCAGAGCCCCAAAAAACUAGGUGCAGCCCAUCAGCCACCAGUUAAGCAGGUAUGUUUGGUGAUGGUAAAUGAUGUGGAUGUGCCCAAAAGAGAUAAAGUGGAAGCUCAAACAUCCCUCUUGUGCCAUGAUAUUGACGAUAAAAUGGUACGUUCUCAAUAUUCUGAAGAUGUUCUAAAGAACCAUAACUUCCGCAAAAUAAAGGGUUCUGAUGGAGGGUCUGUGGUCUUCGCGUCAACUCCGACACAAGUCACAACUGCAGCUCCCAGUCCGGCGGCACCUAGGAAAUCGGAUUUCCCAACCACUGGACUGCCGCUCAGUAACGGGCCCCUGGGGCUGGGAGGUAGCGCCAGUCCCGUACCCGUGCCACCGGGACCGGGACCCGCACCUCCGGCCCCGUCACCGGCUCCAGCCGCCCUGCCACCUCCAAGUCUGCCGCCACCAUAUCCGACACCAAUGCAGGUAUCAAACGGUCCGAUAAGCACACACCUGACACCAAUAUCGAAUCCACAGCAACCACCACCGCCGAGUCAACUGGCUGGGAAGCCAAUGACUGGUAGUAGUGGAAAGCUGCCGCCAGUGUGUGCGGCGGCAGGUGGUCAGGCACCACCGUCGGCGGGAAAACAACCGCCGCAGCAAGUGCCGUCACCGCAACAGCCACAGACACCUCAAUCGCCGGCUGCCCCACAGCCUCCAGCGCCUCAGGCGCCGGCCACGGGCAAGCCACCGUCGAUAGCGUCUGUGACAAGCCUAAUGGGCGCCACAGCGGGUGCUCCACUCACUACAAUCGCCAACGGCUACUCGUCCGCCAUUCCACCGAUCUCCACAUCGACGCACCCCAUUUCGACGCCGCGGAUCACAUCUCCGGGGCUCACAACGGGGCAGCAAGUGGCGGCUACGGGGGCACAGCAGCCAGCAUCAUUGCCAGUUGGUGUGCCACAGCCACCACCGGCAACAGCUCCUACAGCCCCACCACCGGCUACUCUUCCGCCUGGACUCGAUAGUGCAGCCGCGGCGAGUGGACGGACAAACAGCCCGGCUGUUGCUACAAGUGCUGUCCUCUCGGCCGCAGCACCGGCUGUUAAUGGCAACAGUAGUGCUGUGACGUCAAUAGUGGGCACCAAUAGUAGUAUCCCGCCCGUUUAUCGGUCAGGCUACCCAAAUUAUUCGCUGUAUGCACCAUACAGCAAUCUUCAUCACAGUCCAUAUCUACCACCGGCUGUGCCGUCACCCACAGCGUCACCACGGACGCCGGGUGCAGUGGAUGUGGGCCGCACCGGGGCGCCCGGACGAGGUGAAUCACCUCUUGUGAUGUCCGCCGCGGCGAAACCCGUACGCCCCGUAACUCCCAGUUCCAAUGGGAGUGCCAGUGCCACAAGUGUGGGACCACCGUCGCACACGGGACGCGUUGAUCUACCACCAACGGCUGUGUCCGGUACACAGCAACAGCAUUCAGCUACACCACUUACAGUUCCCAGGGCACAUUCACCACGAGGGCAUAGCCCUACUCGAGAACGUGAUAGCUAUAGUAGCAAUGUUAGUAGUCUCUCUCGAUCGUCGGCAACUCCGGGAUCGGCGCCGUACAAUAGUGGCGGAAGUUCGAGUGGAGUACAGCCGGGACCAUCGCCAUCCCUAUCGUACAACACAGCUCCGGGUGCUACGCAAUCUCCAUUGCCACCAGCAACUGUUGGUGUUUCUUCUAGUCUCUCUUAUCCCAAAAGUACACAAUCAACAUGGUCGAGGUACGUAUAUUUAUUCCCCAUCAUUGCACACCGUGAAGCAAUCUGGUGUGUUUAUCUUCUUUUUUUGUUCACUUCUCUCAUGGUGGAGUCCACCCCCAUCACGACAACAACCGCUGCACCCCAUCCCUUCAGUGCUGAAUCUCUCUUUCAAUCAAGUAAGGAUCAAGCAGAUCUCCUGCGUCGUGAGUUGGACAAUCGGUUUCUGGAUCGUUCGGGUUUGAGUGCGGUACCACCGUCACCGUACUUGCGUCAGGAGUUGCACCAUCAUCAGCAUCAACAUACGCAUUUGCAUCAGCAUCAGCAGAUCAUUGCGAGUACCCCAUCAGCUCCGGCGCCCCUCUUUCCGCCGCCCAUCUUCAAGGAUAUCCCAAAAAUGGGGGCGGUGGAUUCACCUUUCUACCGGACGGGCUUGGGUAUGCCAACGUACCCAGGCUACAGUCCGAGUCUUCUGCAUCCCGGUCUAAGUGGACCCACGCCAUUUGUGCCACCAAGUCAUUUGCCAGCAUUUGCCCCAAAGCAACCACCUCCUGCCGUUGAUCCUAAGCCUAAACAAGUGAAGACGGGCAGAUGGAAUGCGAUGCAUGUGCGAAUUGCCUGGGAGAUCUAUCAUCACCAGACGAAGCAGAAUCCGGAAAAGACGGCGGCAGCUGCUGCGGGGCUCAGUGCAAAGGCCACGGACCUUUUGAGGCCACCGUCGCAUAUCUUUCCACCAAGUACAGCUUUAGGGCGACCCCAUGAAUUGCCCGCAUCCACCUUCCCACCCACUGGGUUACCCGGGAGGACACCCUUUGAGUCAGUGCCACUCUCCACGAGUUUCCUCACAUCACCAGCUAGUCAUUUAGGGACUGCAGUAUCACCCUUUGGACGAUACGCUUCCCCUUUUGGUGGCUCUCCAUUUACGGGAUUGUCACCCUUUUCACGUGAUCUUCCCCUCGCUGGACCACUCACAUCGGUGCAUGAUCCCUGGAGAAGCGCAAUCCCGAGGACAAUUGGGGCCUACCCACCGGCACCGGGACAGAGUGCAUGGCCUCUGAAACCGGAUCCCAAUAUCGAUGCAGCACGACGUGAAGCUGAGGAACGUGAGCGUGAGAUGCGUGAACGUGAGCAACGUGAACGCGAACGUCAGCGCCGUGAACGUGAAGAGCGGGAACGGCAGCGUGAGCGUGAGAAGGAAGAGAAGCGCAAGGAGCAGGAAAGGGAGAGAGAGCGCGAACGUGAACGUGAGCGACGCGAGAAGGAACGGCGAGAGAUGGAAAGGCGGGAAAUGGAACGAGAACGGCUGCUGCAGCAACAACGGCUGGCUGAGAGCAACAAGCUGGCCAAUAGUGCGGUGCAGCGUGAUCGUUCACCGCUACGGAAUGGCACGGAUGUGGAUGUGCGUGUGAAGGAGGAGCCGCGAAAGGAGGACACGGAUCUCCUAAUGCGAACCGAUCCACGGUACCAUCCCGCCGCGGCAGUUCAUCAUCCCUACCUUGCGGUACGACAUGCACCACAUGUGCUACCACCACCGCCACCCCACCUCACACGUUCCAUCCUGCCUCCGUCACUGGGUGCACCACCCAUGUCGCAUUUCCCGCCACCCCCACCAGGACCCACGUGGGCCGCCAUUGAUCCAUACCGAGACCCCUACCGACUGGAUUCAAUGCUACGCUACAACCCCCUAAUGGAGGCUUUCCGGGUGGAAGAGGAACGCGCCAAGGCGAUGAACGCGUAUGCAGCGCACUCGGCAGCACACCUACGUGCUAAGGAGCCGAGUCCUGUGCCGCCACCACCGCAAUCACAUCACAGACUGCCUCCGGGGGCACUAAAGCCACCCACCGGCUCACACAUGGCGCCGGGUGGGCAUCCACUGGCGGCGGAAUUACAUAAAAAGGACGAUGGCACACAGCCACGAUGAUAAACCGCCGCGACGGAUGGUGUAAGUAUUUUAUUUUUCAAUAAGUUAAAUAUAUUUAAUAAUAAAACAACAACAAAAAUGGAGCUGCAAUUUGUGGUGGAGAAGAAAAGAUGGUCCAACAGGGGCAGGUGGGAUGCAACAUUGCUAAAUCUUUUCGUUUCUUUUGCAUUUAUUCUUUUAUCUUUUUUUAUUUAUUAACAUUAAAAAAUAUUUAAAAAUUUUAAUUUUUUGAAGUUUGUGAUUUUGACAAUACCAGCAUUUUGACAGCUGUCACUGUCACAUACCUUUCAAGUCAUUUUAUUUAUUCAACAAUUGGACAAAUUCACUUUAUUUUGCAAAUUUUUAAAUGGAAAUAAAGUGAACUAGUCUUGAUUUAUUUGCAUUUCUUCAUAUUUUCUUAAUAUUUAUUUAUUUCAACGUAUUGUAAGUCUUAUGACGCACACAGAGGAAAUGUCAAUGUCACCUAUGUUCAAAUUUGGCGCCAUCUUUUAUUCUUUCCACCAUGGCAGCAAAGUGAUAUUCAAAUUUUAACUAAUAAAUAAUUAUAAUUGAGAUAAAAAUCAGAAAGAAAAGUCGCAGAAUGAAAACUUUUAGUGAAUUAGGAUUUAAAAGAAAAUGAAUAAAAUGUAAUUUAAAAAAAAAACUUUAUAGAAAAUAAACUCAAAAAAUGACUCUGCGUAAAGCAAAAAAAAGUGUUUUAAAACAAAAAUGUGGAAAAAAAUACUUUAAUAGAAAGUGAUGGUGAAAAGUGAAUCUCAUUCUUAAUUUAAUAAAUUAAAAAGAAAGAAAAUGGAUUAAUAAAAUUAAAUUAUUGCGUUAGAAAAGUGAAGUGUGGGAAGAGAUUUAAAUGAAGAUGAAAAAAACAAUAAUAGGGAUGAAGUUAAUACUACCUUUUACCUAUUACUUUCUUAAAUAAAAGAAAAAAAAAGAAAUAUUUAAACAGACACACAAACAAGUGAAAAAAAACUAACUGAUAAGUUUAUCAAAUAUUAGUAAACUAUAUUAAAUUAUUAUCUAAAUAUAAUAAUUGAAAGGAAUACAAAAUGAAACUUUAUUUAUAUAUCAAACCCUAACUUUUUAGGAAAACCGGUAAAAAAACGGACAUUGUGAAAUGAAAACUUGUGGGAUAUUGUAAAGAAAAUAAUGCAAAAAAAAUCGUGGAACACAAGAGAUUCGAUUUUAUAUAUUUAAAACAAAAAAAUAUAUAUAGAGAAAAAGGACACAAGAAGAAAUUAUUCAUUCAAAAAAAAAGGAAAAUUAGGUUCGGUAAGUUAUUUAUAUAAAGAAAAACGUGAGAGUGAGAGUGUUAGGAACCACCAUUUACAUGGGAAAGAAAACAGCGGAUUAAACAAAAAAAAACUAUUUACCAUACAUAAAGGAUCUUUAAAAAAAAAGUGGGAUCUUUAUGUAUGAAAAGGAAGGAAUAACACUAAUCUCUAGGCCAGACUAAAGAAUUGGUAAACUUGAAGGGGAAAGAAACCAAGAAUUGGGACUCAAAAUCUGGAUAAAGAACGUUUAAAUGGGAUUUAGGAGAUUGCGUGGAACAAUAUUGAAAAGGAAAGAAGGCAGAAUGUUAAAGAAAAUGAUGAAAAAAAAAUCUAGUGAAUAGUAAAGAGAAAAAAACAAUUAAUAAUAAUGUAAAGUUACAAGAAAAUUGUUGUUGUGUGUGCGCUUAUUUAUUUUCGAUAUAAGAUUUAAAACAAAAGAAAAUGAAAAAGGUAAAAAUUGAAAAGAAACUUUGCAAAAAAAGUUAGGAAAAAAAUUAAAAAGUCAAAGGCAGGAAAUUUAUAUUUAAAUAAACAAAAAAAAGUAUUUACGGGAGGGGGUUACAUUCUGCAUAUAAAUUAUUAUUAAACAUUUAAAGAAAGAAAAAAAACGUGGAAUGAAAGAGGAAAAAAAUGCGAAAUGAAAUAGGCCGUGUACAUAACAUUUAAAUAAUACAUUAAAAAAAACAAUUAAUCCAAUAUUUAUUGUGUCUAAAUAACACGCAAACAUCAUUCAUCAAAGUUUAAAUAUUUACAUUUUUCAAUAGCGAAGGUAAAACACGGAGGAAGACGCGUUAAAAAAAACCACACCACACUGCAUUUCAUCAUCGAUUUAUUUAACACAUUUUUCUUUUAUUUCUUUCUUUAACAAAGGCGAGGCUCAUCUUUCCAAGAAGGAUGAUAAUCUGUAGUUAUUUCUUUGAAAUUUUUGUAUAUUCCUGAAAUGCGUUUUCCCGACCCAGACAAGAUUUUGAGAAUCUCAAGAAUUUAAAAAAAAAUUUACAUAAGGCCUUAUGCUUCAAAAUGUUUUAUGAAAAAUAAUCAUUCAAGUGUUUUUGACUAUGACAUUUCGAUUGCUCUCAUCUUCUUUAUCAGGUCUGAAGUAAUUUUGAAAACUUCAAAUUAAUUUGAGAUUUAUUUUGACAGAUUUUUUGACAGUUUUAAGAUGUCUUUGGUUAUUAAAUCAUAUCGAUUUAUGUAAAAUAAUCAAAAGAGAAAGAAUUCGUUUUUAGUCAAAAUCUUCAGUUAAUUUAGGAAGAAAGCUUUUUCAGCCAACUCCUUAUUCCAACUCUUUUAUUCCGUAAUAAUUUGGGUGCGAAAACUUAAUCCCCUUUUUGAGGAACAAAUCAGUAUUUAAAUUGAGGAAAAUUGCAAAAAUUAAUUUAUUUUCUUCAUGAUUAUUACAAAAGAAAAAACUUUGUUGGGAAUGAAAAUUAUCUUCUCAAAAAAAAAAUUAAUAAAAACCUGCAUGAAAAAUCAUCCUAAAAUUUUAAUUUACGAUUCAUUAGAAAGGCCAGAAAAAAAACGUUUACAAUAAUUAAGUUUUGGCUGAUGAAAUAGUACAAAAGUAAAAAAAAAAAAGAGAAAAUUAAAUUUUCAUUCUUAUUUUCUACACACAGUCAGUAAUUAAAAGAAAGCAACUUUUAUUAUCAAAACACACACACAAUGUGGGGGAGAAUUGUGGAAAAGAUGCAAAAUAAAUGAGACGCAAUAAUCAAAAUUUUCUCUUUGAUUCUAAAAAAAAAUAUAGAAAUACAAGAAAAACUUAAAACAGCUCUAGAAAGAAAAUUUUAGAAGAAAAAAAAAGAUUUUUUUACAAUGUUCAAUCACACACAAAACAACAUGCACGUUUCCAACAUAAAAAAAAAAACCAACACAUAAUGCAACAUGUUCUUUUUUUUAAUAAGAAGAAUUAUUGAAAAGAAAAUGGAAAAAAAAUAAAGUUUUAAUAACAGAAAUAGAAAAGUGAAAAAUGAUGAAGAAGAAAAUGUAAUGACUUCGGAAGAAAAGAUGAGAUGAUACGCAGAUAAGUUAGAGAAUUUCUGUUCAUAUAUUUUUAAAAAAUGUAGAAUGAUACAUAAAAUUAAAAAAAAAAAAACAAUUAAAAAUAAAAUGAGACAUAAUGUAAUUGCUUUGUAAAUACAAUGUCGAUGUAAGUAAAUAAGCCAAGUAAAAGGUUGAGAUGAACAAAAAAAAUCAACAUUAUACAUAAACAAUUGUAUUAAAAAAAAACAAAAAAUAAAAAUGAUGAAGAAGGAAGAAAUAUAUUUAAUGAGAAAAAAAAGAAUUUAAGAUAGCACAGUGGGUUAUUUAAAAAAAAAAAAAAUUUAAAAAGAAAAUGCAGAAGGAAAAGUUAAAUGAGAAAAAAUGUGUAGAUAGUUUUCUUUUUAUUUUGCAAAGUAAGAAGAAGAAUUAAAGAAAAAAAGAAUUAGUUAAAUUUCUUCGCCGCCAUUGAUUUUUUUUAUUUAUAUAAUGUAUUAAUUAUUAUUAUUACUGUAUGAAGAGUAAUUAAAAAAAAAAGUGAAUAAGAAAAACAAUUAAACAUUUUGUAGAUAAAUGUGAAAAUGCGAAUAACAAUAUAUAAAUCCAAAAAAAAACAAAA